Molecule: messenger RNA, 1280 nt
Organism: Dendronephthya gigantea
Lineage: Eukaryota; Metazoa; Cnidaria; Anthozoa; Malacalcyonacea; Nephtheidae
Exons: 3
Coding region: 96-1262 (388 amino acids)
Source: RefSeq, a predicted model, not a curated record
CAAAGGUUCAAGAAUCAAGACAGAAGACUGUAUUCCCUCUGGUUUCUGUCCAUUUUUAAAACUAUUUUACUUGGAAAUUUUGGGAAAAUAGGGAUAUGGCAUACGACAGCGGUAGUGAGGAAGAAAUGGACUGGUCGUUUUUAUGUGAAGAUUCACCAGAGGGCGUUGAUGAAGUAGACGCUGUAUCAAAUCAAGUUAUCAAUUUUGAAAGUGAAACAUCAUACAUGCCCAAGUAUUUCGUAGAUUCUAACAAUCGUGCCGUCAAAAAAGAAACAAGGAGGUUAAGAACGGUCUCAGAGAAAAUCCUUAAAACAUUUGGUAAUAUUCCAUAUCUUCAAAAUGGAAUGGCAGCAUUAUUGAAAUUCAGUGAUGAAGUAGAUAGUAAACAGCUCCUAACAGCUCUACGGGAUGUUUGUAAUGAAGUUGUGUUCGAAGUUCUAUAUCACAAUUCCAAUCUUGCUAUUGUGUAUAUGAAUGCAACUAGCUAUACCUUUAUUGGUGAGAAAAUCAUGAAUGGCAAUGGAUUUAAAAUGCAGGAUAUGUUUGUCACUCAUUUAGAAGCUUUGUGUCUUGACCCUCUUCCACGUUUUUUGGUCGAGAUUUCUACUCCAAAGUCCACAGGAGAGGCUUUCCAGAGGGAACUCUCAGCUGUUUUAGUCACUUUUCGUGGUUCCUUCAAAUAUCUUCGUCUCCAUGAAGGAGAUGAACCUGAUAUGGAACCAUCUGUGAGUGUUACUCUGUUGUUUUCCAAGCGAGCACAACGGAAUGCUGAUAAAUUUCAAGCUCUUUUAUGUGAAAAGAAUACGUCAUGGAAAAGAUAUGAGCGUCCCGAGGCUGUGCGUGUACCGUAUGAGCAACUAUUCUCGUCAAGAAAUCAUUCAUCUCUUGUUCUUGGUAUUAUAUGUGGCAAUGAUAUACCAGGAGUACGGAUAUCAGUGAUGUUCUCUUCAAUGAAAGAUGAAAUGAUCAAAUUCUAUAGUGUUUUGACUGGAAUGUCGCCUGUUUGCCGUUCUGACAACAAUGGAACUAGUUACCUCAAAUAUCCCGUUGCUAGGAAUUUGGAACUGCAAUUAAUUCACAAUUCAACCAUUCCUACAAAUCCUUCAAGCAACGUCGCAAUUUGCGUUCGUGUUAAAGAUCACGAGAAAAUAUCCGCCUCUCUUGAGUCUCAUCAUCAAUCACUCACAUCAAGUGAUGAAGGCCACUGGGAAACAUGUGACCCCGUUGGCAAUCGAGUCCUCUUGUUCACUCCAUUUGAAUGAUAUUAUUACAGUAAUUAU